CUUCCUCCGAAGCAAACAUGGCGGAGUACGACCUCACCACCAAAAUUGCCCACUUUUUAGACCGUCAUCUCGUGUUUCCCCUGCUGGAGUUUCUGUCCGUCAAGGAGAUCUACAAUGAACAGGAGCUGCUUCAUGGGAAACUGGACCUCCUCAGUGACACGAACAUGGUGGAUUUUGCCAUGGAUGUUUACAGGAGCCUUUAUUCUGAGAAGGACAUUCCGCACACGCUGAGGGAGAAGAGGACAGAGGUUGUGGCCCAGCUCAAGCAGCUGCAGUCGGAGACGGAACCCAUUGUGAAAAUGUUUGAGGAUCCAGAAACGACAAGGCAGAUGCAGUCCACCAGGGAUGGACGAAUGCUCUUUGACUAUUUGGCAGAGAAACACAACUUUCGUCAGGAAUACUUGGACACGCUGUACAGAUAUGCCAAGUUCCAGUACGAGUGUGGAAACUACUCCGGAGCUGCCGAAUAUCUCUACUUCUUCCGAGUCUUGGUCCCGUCCACCGACAGGAAUGCCCUCAACUCGCUGUGGGGCAAGCUGGCCUCCGAGAUCCUGAUGCAGAACUGGGAGGCGGCCAUGGAGGACCUCACCCGCCUGAGAGAGACUAUCGAUAACAACUCGGUCAGCUCCCCGCUCCAGUCUCUCCAGCAGAGGACAUGGCUCAUCCACUGGUCUCUCUUCGUCUUCUUCAACCACCCAAAGGGCAGAGACAAUAUUAUUGAGCUCUUUCUGUAUCAGCCGCAAUACCUGAAUGCGAUCCAGACCAUGUGCCCCCACAUCCUGCGUUACCUAACCACCGCGGUCAUCACCAACAAGGAUGUCCGUAAGCGCCGGCAGGUCCUGAAGGAUUUGGUGAAAGUCAUUCAGCAGGAAUCUUACACCUAUAAAGAUCCCAUCACGGAGUUUGUGGAGUGCCUCUACGUGAACUUUGACUUCGACAGCGCCCAGAAGAAACUGCGGGAGUGCGAGUCGGUUCUUGUGAAUGACUUCUUCCUGGUGGCCUGUCUGGAGGACUUCAUCGAGAACGCCCGGCUCUUCAUUUUCGAGACCUUCUGCAGAAUUCACCAGUGCAUCAGCAUCGGCAUGCUGGCCGACAAACUGAACAUGACUCCCGAGGAAGCCGAGAGGUGGAUCGUCAACCUCAUCCGCAACGCCAGACUGGACGCCAAGAUCGACUCCAAGCUGGGCCAUGUGGUCAUGGGGAACAACGCCAUAUCACCUUACCAGCAGGUGAUUGAGAAGACCAAGAGCCUCUCGUUCCGCAGCCAACUGCUGGCCAUGAACAUUGAGAAGAAGCAGGCCCACAGCAACCGAAACGAGACGCCGAACUGGGCAGGUCAGGACUCCGUGUUUUAACAGCGGCAGCGUCGACGGCUCUCCUUUUCCACACUUGUCUCUCAUGGAGCACGGCGCUCGCUCCGCACUCGGUUGGAGUCAUCACCCGUUCAAUAAAAGUGACCAAGAAAACCA
Molecule: messenger RNA, 1469 nt
Organism: Salarias fasciatus (jewelled blenny)
Lineage: Eukaryota; Metazoa; Chordata; Actinopteri; Blenniiformes; Blenniidae
Gene: eif3ea
Product: eukaryotic translation initiation factor 3, subunit E, a
Exons: 13
Coding region: 18-1355 (445 amino acids)
Cellular component (GO): cytoplasm; eukaryotic translation initiation factor 3 complex
Molecular function (GO): translation initiation factor activity
Source: RefSeq, a predicted model, not a curated record